This is a messenger RNA of Gaeumannomyces tritici R3-111a-1, 2378 nucleotides long. RefSeq names its product zinc finger protein 467. The coding region runs from base 183 to 2000 and encodes 605 amino acids. Gene Ontology annotation, molecular function: RNA polymerase II transcription regulatory region sequence-specific DNA binding; DNA-binding transcription factor activity, RNA polymerase II-specific. The transcript has 2 exons. The record is from RefSeq and is a predicted model, not a curated record. Lineage: Eukaryota; Fungi; Ascomycota; Sordariomycetes; Magnaporthales; Magnaporthaceae. Gene Ontology annotation, cellular component: nucleus. Gene Ontology annotation, biological process: regulation of transcription by RNA polymerase II.
CAGGGACCAGCUGAUGCACAGACCCGGCUGGGCGUGCCAAGAGUUCGCGCACUGAUAAGUUGAUAAGAAUUUUUCCUCCCCACAAUCAAGAAAUGUUGCUUUCAAUUGCGGGUGACGGGAAGCUCCAAAAGCCAGCAAGCUUCGACAGGCCGAGCAUGGACUCGAGGGCUCCGUGAACUGCCAUGAAGCGAAGGAACGAGGAGGAGCACCCUAGCAGCCGGCCGAAGCGCCGAUUGACUGUGGCUAAGCAUGUCAAUGCAGCAGAGUACGAUGGCAAUGAAUCAGACUCACACGACGACGGGGACGUCCAGUCCUCAGCGGCAUCCUACGUAGACUCGGGCUCAGAGUCCGACGGCGAGGUGGACGACGAUGACCAGUCAACCCCUGCCACCACCAUCACCAGAGCCGGCGACACCAAGUCGGGCCCGCCGUCGACGUCUACGGCAGUGUCCCGCAAGGUGUUUCCGUCCAUGCUCAAGACCAUCAAGUGCACACACCCCGGCUGUCCCAAGACCUUCAACCGGCCCGCCCGCCUCGCCGCCCACCUGCGCUCGCACAUGGGCGACCGGGCGCUCAAGUGCCCCCACGAGGGCUGCGACAAGGCCUACUUCAACGAGAAGCACCUGAAGCAGCACAUCAAGGGCUCCCACACGGGCGAGCGGCAGUACGCCUGCCCCGAGCCCGGCUGCGACAAGACCUUCCUGACGGGCACCCGCCUCCGUCGCCACGCCGUCGUGCACUCGGGACAGGGCCGCUUCCCCUGCACUGGCCACGGCCCCUGCGACAAGGUCUUCCGCAAGCACCAGACCCUGCAGCGCCACGUCCGCGCCGACCACCUGGGCCAGCCCGCCUUUGCCUGCUCGCACGACAACUGCGGCGCCGGCUUCGACACGGCCAACACGCUGCGCAAGCACGUCCAGCGCGAGCACGGCGAGCUCCGCUUCUGGUGCGACGAAUGCGGCAAGGAGGACGGCGAGGGCGGCCGCCGCACCGGCUUCACCACCAUGCACCUGCUCAUGGUGCACAUGCGCCGCUGCCACGUCGACUGCCUCUUCUGCGACGCCCGCUGCGGCUCCCAGUGGGAGCUCGAGCGCCACAUCGAGAUGCACCACUCGGGCUCCUCGGCCGCCGACCGCAAGGUCGUCGCGUGCACCUGGGACGGCUGCGACAAGAAGUUUACGCGCCGCGCCAACCUGAACGUCCACGUACGCAUGGUCCACGAGGGCUACCGCUUCGUCUGCGGCGAUGUGGCUUUCCCGGACUCUCCCGAGCUCGUCGCUGCCGGCUGGGGCGGGGAAGGCGACGGCGACGACGACGGUGACGGCAAUACCCGGGGCAACGGCGCCGCGUGUGGUAGCGGCUUUCACACCAAGCGCAGGCUUGAGGACCACAUCCGCGUCGCCCAUCUCAACCUCCCACGCCUCGCCAAGACUCUGCACGAGAAUGAGAACGACGGUGACGCUGGCCUCAAGCCCGCCGGCCUCUUUAGCAUGUACGCAUCUACCGCGACCGCCGGGUGGGACGAGGACGAUGACGGGCUGCUGUUUGCGGCUGCGUCUCAGCAGAUCACACCUCAUCCCACUGCGGUGUCGCUAGAGCAGCAGGUUGCGGCGAGCACCGACCUCUUCUGCAGCCAGUCCGACUGCUUCCAGGCGUUUAACACAAUCGAGGAGCGUGAUGAGCACGUAAAGCAGCUCCACUCAUCUAGGGAUGGAUAUGCAGGGCAUGCGGUUCCUAUCCUGCCUGCGGCUUGGGAGGAAAAUCCCCCAGUCGAGGUUCGGUUUCUGCCGCCGGCUGAGAAUGCAUCUCCCUAUCUGCCAGCCGCCCUAUCUGAUUUCAACAGUACCAAAGACCACGCGUAUCUUCAGACAGCCGUCGAGGGCCAAAAUCUCCUGAAUCCUGGCAUGCCUGACGGAGAGUCCACCUACGACAUAACCUACCGGCCUAUCAGCAGGGCUGAUGAUCUAAGUGCUCUUGUUGACCCAAGACUUUUGACCUGAAGACCCUGUCCGCACGGAUUUGUAACCUCUUUCCGGGGCCUCAUCCUUUUUACCUACUCACACUUGCACCCACGUGUACGAUACUCAUGACUUUAUGCGUUUUUCUUUUGCUAUGACUGCUCAACAAGCAGGUUAUAAAAAUGGUGGAUGGGGAAAUAACAUACAAUGUAUAACGGACUCACGACCAUGAUGACGGAGUGGGUAGGAUGGGCAAAAAAUGCACUAUGGUUUGGGCAGGAAUGGAAAAUAGAUAGACGUCAGCGCACGGGUAAGAUGGACGCAAUGAUCAAGCAUGACGGGCUACGAUCCCACGAAUAUCGGCGAAUCGACUGAGCCUAAAGCCAUCAACCUCGAAUUCAGGCCACUUACAAGGCAUUG